AUGAGGUUAGUUGGUUUGGGGUUCAAAAGGAGAUUUCACUCAAGUUUGAAGACGCUUUCAAACUUUGAAAGUGUUCAUAUCGACAAUACAAGUAAAUACAGACAAUUAUUGAUGGAGAAGGGUAAGUUUACUGAAGAGCAAUCAAACUCGAUUGUAGGUCUAAUGGUAGAAGCUAUGCAAGGAGGAGUCACUCAUGUAUCACAAGACCUAGCCAAAAGAGAGAGACUUAAUCAGUUGUCGUACCAGCAACGUGUUGAUUUUGCAAAAUUGAGAGAUCAAUUAUUAUGUGCAGAUAGCAGCGAAUUUCACAAUUUACAAAAUGAAUACGAAAGAGUACGCACAGAUUUGGAUAAGCUCAGGAACAAGCUAAGGGAAGAAAUUACAAAGGCAAAUGCAGGAUUUAAACUGGAUCUUUCGUUAGAGAAAGGUAGAAUAAGGGAGGAAAGUAGUCACCAUGAUUUACAGAUAAAGGAGAUUGAGACCAAAAUUGAUCAAGAAGUCAACAAUAUGCGGAUGCAAAUCGAUUCUGUCAAGACGCAGGUGAUGCAAUGGCUGAUAGGUGUAUGUACCGGUACAUUCGCCCUUGUUUUGGCGUACGUGAGGUUAUUAUCUUAA
Messenger RNA from Zygotorulaspora mrakii, 615 nucleotides. It is a transcript of the gene FMP32, whose product is annotated as Fmp32p. Lineage: Eukaryota; Fungi; Ascomycota; Saccharomycetes; Saccharomycetales; Saccharomycetaceae. Gene Ontology annotation, cellular component: mitochondrion. The transcript has a single exon. The record is from RefSeq and is a predicted model, not a curated record. The coding region runs from base 1 to 615 and encodes 204 amino acids.